Messenger RNA from Panicum virgatum (switchgrass), 485 nucleotides. Its product is annotated as LOB domain-containing protein 18-like. Gene Ontology annotation, cellular component: nucleus. Gene Ontology annotation, biological process: hormone-mediated signaling pathway; positive regulation of DNA-templated transcription. Lineage: Eukaryota; Viridiplantae; Streptophyta; Magnoliopsida; Poales; Poaceae. The transcript has a single exon. The coding region runs from base 93 to 485 and encodes 130 amino acids. The record is from RefSeq and is a predicted model, not a curated record.
UCGAUCUCUCCAAUCCUUUGCUUGUUUUAACAAGCCUGAGCGCGUCCUGGUUGAUCAGGUGCGUAGCUAGCUCCGGGCCCAGGCCAGGCGCCAUGAGCUCGUCGAUGGCUGGGGCGAGCGCGGGAGGAAGCGGAGCCGGCGGCAGCAGCGGUGCAGGGGCCGGAGCAGGAGUCGGUGGCGGCAGCGGCGGCGGAGGGCCUUGCGGGGCGUGCAAGUUCCUGCGGCGCAAGUGCGUGAGCGGGUGCAUCUUCGCGCCCUACUUCGACUCGGAGCAGGGCGCGGCGCACUUCGCGUCGGUGCACAAGGUGUUCGGCGCCAGCAACGUGUCCAAGCUGCUGCUCCAGAUCCCGCCCCACAAGCGCCUGGACGCCGUCGUCACCGUCUGCUACGAGGCCCAGGCGCGCCUCCGCGACCCCAUCUACGGCUGCGUCUCCCACAUCUUCGCCCUCCAGCAACAGGUAUGCACGACGGUGCUCGUGGAGUAG